UCACUCGAAACUCUCCCCGUCGCCCUCCCCGUCGACGUUACGUACGCCGCCGUGGCGUGCCUGCAAGCAGAAUAACAUGGAGUCCACCGCCUGGCAUCUCCCCGCAGAGAGUCCGAGCUGAGCCUGAAAGCAGCGCCGCUCUUCCCGCCGCAGCGGCCGGAGCCUCCCGCGAGCGCCGCGCGCGCGGCUCAAAGCUUCGGCUCCGCUCGGGAAGAAGAACGAGCGGCGCCUGAUCCGCCAGCCCCCCUCUCCCGCUACACCAGGCCGAUCUCAGCUGCACCAUGUAGGUGGGCUGGUCACCAGUGGGACUCUGCACUGUCCUCUGGGGGACCAUGGAGCCAGAACCUCUGACCCCAGGGACCAGCCAUGAGCCCCCAACCUCUACCAACGUCCCCAACUGCGCCUUAGCGUCCUUGACUUCUCCAGAUUCUCCAGGGGAUGACCUGAUGUCUGCUAAAUGGGCCGGAGCCGGAGAGGAGCAAUCCGGAGCAGAGCCGGGGAGGGGCGCACAGAGGACGCUCAAGUCCUCAGCCUUCACCUCCUCCCUAAGCUGGGACUCCGACUCUGAGAAGGAAGCUCUAGAUGAAGAGGAGCUACAGAACUUUUCUAACCCUCACGGUCUGGCUGCUCACAGCCCAGGAUCUCCUUCUUCCGGACUCAGGCUUGACAGCAAAGAGGAGCGUGAAGCGGAGAAACUGCAGCGCCUCAGCAGUAAAACGGACCCGUCGCCCCCCGUGGACAGACGCAGUGACAUCCGCCAGAGCGCCGAUGCAUCUCCGCUUGGUCAGAAAGAACUGGAAGACGGCGGCGCCUGGGACGCUUCUGAGAGAGGGGAGGCGUUCCUGUCCAGACCAAAGGAUGGCUCCCGAAUGGAGGCUGAGGAGGACAGCAGCGAGAAAGAGGCGAGGCCCAAGAGGAACCAAGUCCCGCAGCCGGAGAGAGACGUUUACACCUUCCCCGGGGACUCGGACCCAGAGAGCCCCCCUCCUGCCCCCUGGGCUCACUGCACCUUCAUCCAGCGGUGCAGGAAGAAGCGGGUUCUGCUCCGGCCCUUCUCCGGACUCAGAAGCUUGAACAAAUCGGAAUCUGGAAAGCUGACCAAACGCAGCCCCCUGAGGUGUAAAGCUGCAAAGAGUGGACCAGUUCACCCCGGGGGAGGGGUUUACGACUUUGAGGAAGGCUUUGAGGAAGGACCGGCGGAGACCAGGAAACUGAGAGGGAGAGGAGGGAAAAAGCCUAAAGAGGCAGAGGAAGAGGCGCCAGAGAUUUUUACCUGUGUGGAGUGCAGCAUUUACUUCAGAAAGCAGGUCCACCUGAAGGAGCACAUGGCCCAGCACAGUCAGAGCACAGCAGGGGGGGGCCGGCGUGCGGGAAAGGGCAGGAGUUUUCAGUGCGCCGAGUGUGGGUGGAACCUGCCCAACAGGCCGGCGCUGGCGGACCACCACAGGCGGCACUGCGAGUCCCGCCUGAAGAUCCUGGAGGAGAUCGAAAAGCUGAACGAGAACGGAAAUGAGGCGGCAGAAAACGAAGAGAAUCCUGCCCACCCGGCCGUUGCACAACACACGGGCCCAGUUUACAAUGCAGGCAAAAUGUCAGCCCCAGAAAUAGUCAAAUCUCCACCUCUGUCUCCUGCUUCACUUUCAACACCAGACCAGGACUUUUACGCAACGCCUUUGACUUCAGCUGGAAUCCCGGCUCAGACCAGAACCGUGUCUUCUUACCGCCGCCGCUUUGUCUGCACCAAGUGUAACUUCAGCACAAGAACAUCACAGGCUCUGGCUAAUCACUCCAAGACCCACAAUAGAAAAAAACCUGCUCUCCAGGCUGACUCCCCCUCUCCUGGCUCAGCAUCGACUUUGGCAUCCACCUCCCUAAGGUGUGGUCACUGUGCCUUCCUGACUUCAAGUCUAAGCACACUGAGGGAACACCAGACACUUGUUCACCACGUGUCUGCUCGUGGGAAGCACGAUGAUGGAGGGUCUCACCUCUCUGAGUCUGGAUCCUUCCCAGAAGCAGCUCAAGGCAAAAGCCAGCACGGAAUCACUGCCCCCGAGGACGAAGCCGCUCCAGACGGUGCCGCAGCUCAGCCUAAAAGCCAGGCAGUAGGGAGCAGGAGACUGAGCACGCGAGGGAAGACCUGGACCGAGUUUAAUCCUGAAAUGGAUGAUGAAUCGUCGAGUCGAAGGGAGAAACUGGAUCGAGAGCGCCGAAAGGAGCCUACCUCUGAGGAAAACUCACCUGUGGGAGGGAAGCCCCGAACAAAAGCGAAACCCAACACCGAAGAGUCUUCUUCAGUGGUGCAUGCUACAUUAUCACUGCCCACUAAAACGGCUGCAGAAGAUGAGGACAAGAAGGAAAUGGACAAAGAUGGAAAGGUUUUCUUUUUGAGGAGGAGCAGGAGGGUCACUGCUGCCUCGGCCCCAACUGACAGUGACGAUGACGAUGUGGACGAGGUAGAUGUGCAGCACUUCCUGUCACACCACAUCUUAGAUGAAGACGACUCAGAUGAGGACCCAGAGGCGCUGAAGCCCGUGGAGAAGAAAUGCCCCUACUGCCCUGAUCGGUUUCACAAUGGAAUUGGGCUUGCCAAUCACGUGAGAGGCCACCUGAACCGAGUGGGUGUCAGCUACAACGUGCGCCACUUUAUUUCACCUGAAGAAGUCAACGCCAUUGAGAAGAAAUUCUCGUAUCAAAAGAAGAAGAAAAAAGUUGCCAACUUUGAUCCAGACACAUUCAGUGUGAUGCACUGCGAGUUCUGCAAGGCCGGCUUUGACACCCGGGCUGGCCUGUCUAGCCACGCUCGGGCGCACCUCCGUGACUUUGGCAUCACAAACUGGGACAUUACCAUCUCGCCAAUACACAUUCUGAGGGAACUGUUUUCCAGUCGGCCGGACCUGGUAAUCCCCACAGCACCCCCCAGAAGUCAAAGCAGCUACUCAGAGGAGGAAGAGGAGGAGGAGGAGGAAGAAGGCGAAGAGGAUGAUGAGGAAAGAAACUACAAAGAUGGGAUUAUAAAAGUUAAGCUUGAGGGAGGGACAAGCAAAAGGACUCCGUGUGUCUCUGAUUUGAAUGCAGUGGCUUCAGCGUCUUGCCAUCAAUGGAAGAAAAAGGAUGGAGAGGAAGACUGUAGAGGGGUUGAUGGUGCCGAAGAAGAUGAUGAGGAUCUGCAGCGUUCAGCCCCUGAUGGUGUGAGCGACGGUCCGGGGAACGCCGUGGGCGGCAGCCAAUCUACCGUGGAGGAUGCAGACACCAAGGCCCAACACCUGAAGUGUGAAGUGUGUGACUCUCGGUUUGAGAGUGGGCGUGGCCUGUCCAGCCACGCCCACUUGCGACAGCUGGGCGUCACCGCCUCAGAGCGCCGCGGCGGCACACCGACCGACCUCUGCCGGAUCGCCAAGGAGUGCCACACAGACGGCAAAGUAAGCCUGUCUCUUUCCGAUCCUCUUCCAGCUACGACCCCCUCACCACCCGCUCCCGUAAAAGAUGAGGAUUUAGAAGACAUGGACUUGGACGAGAAGCCCAUCCCGGCUUUCUUACUGGCCAAAGCAGCAAAAGCUGUGUCGCUGCCAUCUUCCUCUCCGGCUCCUACACCCUCUCCUGGUGCCUCUCCGGCUUCGUCUGUCUCCGGUUCUCCUUCAGUGGUGAAGAAAGCUCCCAUUUCCUCUCUGCUGCCUGUGUCUUCCCCCUUGCGCUCUCCCGAGCUCAAGGCCGGAGGCAUGAAGAGCCUCUCUGCCACGCCAUCAGCGGAAACGGCGAAACCCCUGUGGGCGCCGCAGGAGAACGAUGCUCCUCUCAAUCUCGCACUGGAGAUGGACUCCAGUAAGGACAUCGUCUGUCAGCUGUGCGGCGCCUGGUUCGAGACCCGCAAAGGCCUGUCCAGCCACGCUCGAGCGCACCUGCGGCACUUUGGUGUGGAGUACUCCGAGUCAAAGGGCUCGCCCAUCGACUUGCUGAGCCAGCUCAUCGACACCGAUGACUUCAAGCACAAAGCCGGCACGCUGGAGCUGGACAGCCUCGCAGAACCAAAGGGCCUCAACUCAACCGUCUCCUCCGCAAAGCAGUCCCUGCUCACUCUGUCCUCCUCUCCGUCCCUCCUCUACAAGGUGACCGCUGCAGGGGGUGGAUCCACAUCCAAAGCUACCUCGCCUUUACUUGGUCCCCCUGCCAAGCGUCCCAAGGCCUCUUCCAUGCAGGUCUUCCGCCUUAGUAGCGGGGAGCUGAUGGCUCUUCCACACAGUGAACCUCCAAAGGAAAUCGGCUGCGAGUUCUGCGGGGAAUAUUUUGAGAAUCGGAAAGGGCUUUCCAGCCACGCCCGGUCCCACCUGCGCCAAAUGGGCAUCACAGAAUGGACUGUCAACGGAUCCCCGAUAGACACCCUUCGGGAGAUCAUCACAAGGCGGGGCCUGCCCUGCGCUCUUCCUCAGAAUCAUCUCAAAACCCCACCUUCUUCCUCCCCAGGACCUCCUCGUUCCCCUCUGACAGCCUCCUCCUCUCCUUCUGCGGGCCUCCUCAGUCGCCUCCCUUUUACCUUCGCCCGUCCCUCCAGUCCUCCUCAGCCCUCGGGAGCCAAGUCCAGCUCGGCGUCUUCUGCUCCUCCUGGGGGUCUGAGCCUGAAGCUGAAAAGCGAGCCGGUGCAGCUGGAGGUCACGGCUCCGGCGGCUGCAGAGAGGUCUGGAGGCUUUUCAGGCGGCGCUCCUAACUCCAACUGGAGCUCUGACAACGCGUUCCCCCUCAACUUGGCCAAGUCUCCGGACGUGGAGCCUACAAGGGACAUCCGCUGUGAAUUCUGUGGGGAGUAUUUUGAGAACCGGAAAGGCCUUUCCAGCCACGCUCGCUCCCACCUGCGGCAAAUGGGCAUCACCGAGUGGUGCGUGAACGGCUCCCCCAUCGACACCCUGAGGGAGGUCAUGAACAAGAAGGGGCUGGGCGCUUCCUCCGACCAGGGGGUGAAAAAAGAGUUGAGCCAUAGAGCCAGCAGUCCGUCCUGGGAGAAGAAAGUGGGCCGUUCGGAGAGUUUUGGCUUUUAUCAGUCCUCAAAGUACCGGAACUCCCCCCUGAGUUUGGUGCAGUCGGGGCCAAGGGUCCAGAAACCGGGCUUGGGGUCCGGGUCUGGCACCACCUCUGCAGCAAGGUUUUUCCGGAUGUCCCCACUGGGGAAACGGCCUCUGUCUGGGGAGUCCCGGUCAGGAGAGGCGCCGCACUCAUCUCCUCAUCGGCUUAAGACCACGCCCCCUCUGCCGCGGGAUUUCUCCGUCAAAAGAAAACCCUCCCCAGAGAAGCAUCAGGAUCCCAGUUGUGAGCUGUGCGGCUUCUACUUUGAGAACCGCAAGGCUCUGGCCAGCCACGCUCGGGCCCACCUCCGGCAGUUCGGUGUGACUGAGUGGAGUGUAAAUGGAUCGCCCAUCGAGACGCUCAGCGCUUGGAUGCGCAGCAGGCCUCAGAAGGUGUUGGAGAUGCACCGCAGCUACAUGCAGGGUAACCGCUCCGCCCUCAAGAAGAAGGCCCCCUCUUCCUCCUCCUCCUCGCCAUCCUCCUCUUCCUCUCAGUGGUCAUCGUCCGUAGCUGUGAGCCUGGGCCGACCGGCUAGCCAGGAAGUCGGCCACCGUUCCUCCUCCUCCUCCUCCAGAGCUUCAGGGGACCAUGCCGGUACCAGCUCGCAGGGGGGUCCCGUCAGGCCCGGCCGCGGCAGCCCCGGCUUCUCGCGGCCCAGCAGCGCCUCCCCUCCCCAAGCACCGGUGGCUCGCAGUGAGCUGAACGUCCGUCUGCCCCGAGGUUUCGAGCGUCGGCCCUUAAAGCACCCCUCCUGUCCAGAGGGAGCAGAGAGGGACAGUGGUACUCCUAAACCUUUACGCACAGGCACCGUCCCCGCCUUGGUGCCCAAACCACCCUCCUACCCACUGGUCAAGCUGGUGGGCAAGUUCUACACACUGAAGUGCCGGUUCUGCGAGGUGGAGUUCCACGGUCCACUGUCGGUGCAGGAGGACUGGAUCCGACACCUCCAGCAGCACAUCAUCAAGAUGAACUACAACAAGCCUGCUGCUUGCAAGGCGACGGCAGCCGACCCCCAACCCUCGGUCCAAGCCUCCACCUCUACCUCACGAACCUCCCCCGCCGCGGUUGCUAGGAGCUGCUCCCCCGCAACUUUGUCCGACUGUGCUCCUGCCAUAACUGCCACAGAGGGGAUCCGGGGCUCAGAGGAGCAGCCCGGCCUCAUUCCAGCCCCCUUGCCUCUCCCCACCCAGACGGCGUGAGCUCCAACUCGCUGGCCAGCGACCCCCCCCAGAUAAAAUUCGUCCACCUGUUUCUUUCUUUUGGCCUUGGCUGAGUGUUCAGGAGGAGCACUCUCCCUCUGAAGAGCCCUCCGAGCUCCAAGCACCUUUCAAGCAGCUCCAGACUGUUAUAAAGUCCCGUUACCAUGGGAACAGAGCCCUCCUGGAUUGUCUGUGCAGUGGGGGCUGGUGAUUGCUGGUGAUUACGGGAACUGUCCAAGGUCACGAGGAGGGAUGAGCUAAUGUUUUGUGUUUGCCUUGUUUCUACUGAAUGUUCAUCGUUGCUUUAUAUCUCCUUCUAGAUGGAAGGUGUAGGUUUAAUGCGCCCCUCUAUCCAAAUCUAAACCCCCGCAGCACCUCACCCCCUCCUGCCCCCUCAAAAAAAACUCGCACUUCCAAACCCUCCCGCUUAAAAAAAAAAAGUCCUGGUGAGAUGAAAUUCCCGUUUCCACUGAGUGCUAUGGUUUGGUUGGUGCUCCUCCAUCCCGUCCAGGUUCCUGUUUAACGUAUUUAUCGUUAGGAAUCACUGAAUGCUGUGGCUAUGACUUCCAACUCCUCACCUAGCUAAUGUAGCCGUGAUCUGUUAGCUUCAGCCACAACAUUUCCAUUAGCAUUUGCAAAUUGGUUUAAACGUGUCUCAAAAUGUUCUAUUUUCUUUCAGACCUGAGUAUUGUGGAGCUGUAAACAUUGGAAUAAAUGUACGCAAAUGCAUUUUUCCAAAAUAGUUUUCAACUCGAUACAAUUUCAAACAGUUGCUGCCAGCUAGCUCAUUUUCUUGCAAACUCUUUCCUCCCCAAAAAAA
This is a messenger RNA of Oryzias latipes (Japanese medaka), 7071 nucleotides long. It is a transcript of the gene wizb, whose product is annotated as WIZ zinc finger b. The record is from RefSeq and is a predicted model, not a curated record. NCBI's taxonomy places the organism in Eukaryota, Metazoa, Chordata, Actinopteri, Beloniformes, Adrianichthyidae. Gene Ontology annotation, cellular component: nucleus. Gene Ontology annotation, biological process: regulation of transcription by RNA polymerase II. Gene Ontology annotation, molecular function: DNA-binding transcription factor activity, RNA polymerase II-specific; RNA polymerase II cis-regulatory region sequence-specific DNA binding.